Messenger RNA from Quercus robur (English oak), 1414 nucleotides. RefSeq names its product protein LURP-one-related 5-like. The transcript has 2 exons. The record is from RefSeq and is a predicted model, not a curated record. Bases 258 to 1025 code for a protein of 255 amino acids. Lineage: Eukaryota; Viridiplantae; Streptophyta; Magnoliopsida; Fagales; Fagaceae.
CUAAGCAAGACAAACGUCGGAGACUAAGGUGAAAAGCUCUCUCUUUCCACGUACUUCAGACCAACCAAAUUUCCACUAAUAAGGACAAUUUUAAUGUCCAAAAUUCACCUUCCUAGCAACGAGAGCGAACGUGGUUUUGGAAUUAAGUUUUAAGAAUCCAAUGCAUUGUCACUCUCAUUCUCCACAUUAACCCAUCUUCAAUAAUCAUAUUCUCUCUCUCUCUCUCUCUCUUCUAGUAGCUAUAGAAAGAAAGAACCAUGUCAAGAAUUCAUCCUGCUUGUCAGAAUAGAAGCCAUGAUGAUACGUUAACUUUGGAGGAAAGGAGCGAAGAAGAUACUGAUCAGCUUCAGCUACAACGUCUAGUACGUCCUUCUGUGCUCACCGUGUGGAAGCGAUCUAGCAUGACUUUCCAGGGGACUGACGGAUUCACCGUUUUUGACCACCAUGGAAGGCUGGCUUUUCGAGUUGACAACUAUUCCAGGAAAAGCUCUUGCAAUAUUAUUAAAGGAGGAGGACUCAUCCUCAUGGACGGAGCUGGAAAUGCUUUGCUAACUCUCAAACCCCAGGUAUUUAGCAUGCAAUACCAGUGGAAUGCAUAUAGAGGAGAAGAUAAAAUGGGAAAAAGGGUGACUAGUACUACUUCAAAGGUAUUCUCGAUGAGAAGUGGAUCAACGCUUUUCCACAGUAGCAAAGACGAGGCAAUAGUGAUGAUGAUGGGAUCAUCAUCAUCAUCAUCAUCAGGACCUAGUACUAAUGAUAUUAAUACUGAUCAUCAUCAUAAGACACCAGAUUUCAGGAUCGAGGGAUGUUUUAGGAGGCGAAAUUGCAAAAUAAUAAAGUGUAGCAGUGGAGAAAUGGUGGCAAGGAUUGCUAGGAAGAGAGUGAACAACAGGAGGAUAUUGCUUGGAGAUGACGUUUUCAGCCUAGCAGUACAACCUGGCUUCGACCCUCAGCUUAUUAUGGCCUUUGUAAUUAUCUUGGACCGCAUUUGCAGUAAGCCAUUUGCCCCGGUCUUGUGUUCCUAAUUAAAAAAUAAAAUUCUAGUGUAUAUGUAUAUUCAUUUCUACACACCAAAUACUGUCCGAUAAAACACGAUACACCAUACAUAAAAUCUCAUGCGUUCUGUGUUCACUGUUCAGUCCUUCUUCAGGAAAAAAGUCAUCUCGGCCGGGGAUUUUUUUUUUUUUUUAAUAUAAUCGAACUUAAUUCCAAGCAUACAUGUAUUUUGAAUAACAUUCAUGUUCCGUUUGGGUUGAGAGAGAGGAAGGAGGAGUAGAGUAGAGUAGAGUAAAGUAGAUUUAACACAAAAUUAGCUUAUUUUUAACCAAUUCUACUCUACUCCCCUCCACUCCCCCUUCUUCCCCCCUCCAUCCAAACAGGCCUUAAUGAAUUGAAUUGAUGCUUUUUACAUCUA